Molecule: messenger RNA, 1950 nt
Organism: Chilo suppressalis (striped riceborer)
Lineage: Eukaryota; Metazoa; Arthropoda; Insecta; Lepidoptera; Crambidae
Source: the annotation of a GenBank genome assembly
AUGUCUGAAAGUAAACUGAGCAGCGAUGAAGUGCCGAUUAAAUUUACAGAGUGGCUUCUGGCUAUUGGUUGUUCACCAGAAAAAGUCCCCACAGUAGACAAAGUUGCACAAAUGUGUAGGGGUCAGUAUUAUAUGGUUUGGCGCAGUUUAAUAGAACAUGUAGAACCCAAGGAUAUUAUAAGACAGAAAAGGUUACAGGUGUUCUGUGAUGAUGUGCGCAAAUGGAAAAGAAAAAAUACGUUUAGGUAUCAAAAACAUUCUGAUGCUGUGAUACCAGAUGAAAUAGCUCUUUGGCAACAACAUCACGACAUCAAGGAAAAGGUUGCCAAUGUAGAAGCAAGGAUAGAUGAAAGGCAGAAGAAUUUGAAUCAAUUGAUGGAUAAAAUAUCCACAAAAUUGUCCCACCGCAAUCUUUCACGGCAACGUGUGCAGGAUAUACAAAGGCGAGUUUGGCUGUUGCAGCAGGUCACCGAAGAAUUGGAUGCAAAAAAGCAGAAUCUAGAAGAGACUAGGACUAUUGCAAAUUCUCUAUGUCUGGCAGAGGAGGACAUUGAUGUUCAUAGCAAACUGGAUAAGUACAUAUCUUCGUUGCGCCUGUCGCCGGCUCCAAUGCUUACUGCGAAUCCAGCAGCAAGCUCCACCGUUGUGUCUACCUUUGGAGAUAUUAGUUACUCUGAAGAACAUCAGUCGUGGCUCACGAAAUGUCGUGGCGACGCGCUCUGGACGCAACUGUACGAGCGGCGUGCGGGACUCAUAGCGAUGCUCACAAACGAAGCCCUUGUACACAAACCUCAUAAUGAUGGAUCGAACCCGGAGCGUGUUUUGUCUCACACGGCCAGUAUGCACGGCUCACUCGCGCUGGAAGCCAUGAAGAGUCGAGCACACAUUAGGCAGACGAGGAAGAGAUUAGCCAUAGCUGUGUCGGAGUUAAAUAACUAUCUUACCGGCGAAGCUUGUGAACUACUAGUUCUCCAAUGCGAACGAACCCGGGCUGCGGCGCGAGUCAACACUUUACGUAAUCUACUGGCGGAUUUGACGUCGCGUACGGGAAUAUUCGACGCAAGUGCACAAGAAAACGCCAUAGACAACGGACACUCUACUGUCAGGCAGAUAGCGGCCAUAGACAAGUCUAUUGAAAGCAAGAAAAAGGACUUGCAAAAGCUCUUAACAUCUUUGGCGACGACUGAAAAGAAGAUACAGAACGUACGCGAGUGUCUCACUGCCAUUUUCAACGGCUUCCACAAGGAAUCUUUGCCCUUUCAGCAUGAUAUAUCAAGAGGUCAAGGAGAUCUCCCUCAGGAUUCUAUAGCGGCACUGUGCCAGUUUUACGACGAAAGAUGCGAGGCACGCAAGAAUAAGAUGGAACUCAGCUUAAACUUUGAUGUGUCAGGAAAUUCGGACUCUGAAGAUAACAGACCACCAAAAUUUGCCGAUGAACUCAAAAUAUACUUGAGACAAUUCAACUUGGAGAAGAACCGAAAACUUAUUUUGGACAGUGGCGAAAAGAUCUGGAUAUUCGAAACAUUGCGAGCUUCAGUUACGAGACUACAAGCCUAUUGGCUUGAGAACGAUUUACCCUGCACUCUGCUUUGUCCGGCUGAAAGCCUGUCCCGUAAUUUGGAAAUGCUCGUAGAACAUAUCAGAAGCAAAAAGGAGCUGGAAAUAAUCAGAGAAGCUGUAGAAAAUGGUAUAAAUCAACCCAAAAUGAACAUAGACUUAUCGUUUAAAAGUAAAGAAGAAAACAUCAUAGACAAGAUAAAAAAGCGUUUGAACGAAAACAUUUUGAAUUUACAAAAGACGAACAAAACUCUUGACGGCGGACAGGAGAACUUGAGCUUUUGGGCCGAUAACGAAGUGAAAAAAUUCAUAUCGCGCAACAGAACCGUUGAAGGAAAGACGUAUAAUGAUUACGAAUCGAAUUACAUGGAGAGUGUCCGUUUGAGCAGUUAA